Xenopus tropicalis (tropical clawed frog) is the source of this 4083-nucleotide messenger RNA. It is a transcript of the gene jhy, whose product is annotated as junctional cadherin complex regulator. The record is from RefSeq and is a predicted model, not a curated record. Lineage: Eukaryota; Metazoa; Chordata; Amphibia; Anura; Pipidae. The transcript is spliced from 8 exons. The coding region runs from base 151 to 2106 and encodes 651 amino acids.
GGGCUGUUUGUUGUUCAUUUGGGAGCCAUAGCAACCCUGGGAUCACUCACGAGGAAGCAGUUAGGAGAGAGCAUGUUACAUUGCUGGUAUCCUGCUUAUAACUAGCCAGUUUAGUUUAGGAUUGUUUUGCUGACCAGCCUUUUAAUAUUUAUGAUGGGAGAAAGAACAAAACAAGCCUUAGAGGAAUUAGACCUUAAUCUGAGUUUAGAUAGCUUGGAAGAAUCUGACUCUGAAAGCUUAACCCAGGAGGCGAAAUAUCAGUCGCAACUACAAGACAGGAUUUUUAACACCGAAGAACUUGUAGAGGAUGUACAGCCUGAGAAACGCCUUAAUGAUGGCAAACAAAAGGGUUUGCAUUCUGACAGAGCAAAAAAAGAAGUUAUUCUUGAUGGAAAGGAUACAAUUACAAAUACACCUAACCGCAAAAAUGAAAGGAUCGGACACAAGAAAAUAAGUUUUCAGAAAGAAGAUAGCAGUUAUUGUCAUCUAAGAUACGAUCCCAACUGGAAAAAACACCAAAGCCAUGGACAUAGCAUGGCAGCUUACCAGGACCAAGAUGAAUUCUCUGAUGACUCUUCCAGUUUCUCAGAUGAGCUGUCAAUAGAUAUGUUUGUGCAUCAGAAAACAGCAGAUGACAAGAAUGAUCUUGGUAUAAGUGGUAUAUCUGAAAAUAAACUACCAUACAGGAUGGUCAAUAAACACAAGAACAAUGAACCUAAUGAUUUUAUCAGCAGGAAAAGUGAAUCAUGUGAAGAGCUGAGCAAUGCCAACAACAGGGUUUUAGACAAUAAGCACAGGUUCAAGUCUGCAGAGUCAAAUACGCAUACGACAAAUAAAGAUUUCAUAGAAACAAAUAAGCUCACUCUAGGGGUACGAGCCACCAAAACCCAUAAAUCAUAUCUCAAUAUGUACACAAAGAAAAAAGAUGACACACAUGAUAAGGUUGAACAAAUAAUAGAUAUCCAUUCUGUUAAGACGAAAACAGAACCUAGAAAUCAAGUUGCAGAUAUAGUGGAUCCAUCUAGAAAACCAAAACAUACACUUCAAGAACACAAUUUAUCUGCACAAAAAUUAAAGCAAACUGUUUUAGCAAAUGGAAUGCUUGAAGAUACCAAUAUUCAAAGUCACAUCAUCAAAGAAAGACAAUUCAGUAACUUAACACCUUCAACAAGCAUGCCAGAUUUAUUAUUGAACAUGGAUGUAUCAAAACUAAAAUACACUGCAACACGACACUUUACUUCCAAGGAGUCUCCUGGUGAAUUCUUUUCAGCUACAAAAGACAAUUAUUAUGACAAACAUUUUCUUUUUUCUGGUCAAGUAUUGAAUGAUGAUAUCAUUAAAGAUAACCUUCAUCUCAACCAAUGGCAAGUUCAAAAAGCACAAAAACAGAAUAAAACACAUCAAACAAAUCAAGACAGGCACAAUAUUUAUGAUGUUGCUGAAAUGGAAAAGAUCAUUUUGGGUGCACACAGUUCUAAUAAAAGUAACAUCACAUUAAACCAAAAUCAUAUGGAACUGGGAUAUACACCAUUUAAUGGAGUUCAGUUUUAUGACUAUUUGGCAACAAAAUUGCAAAUGCAAGCUGAUGCUUUCACAACUGAAGAAGAGAGAAAUCAGAAUGCUCAUCCCAAUCCAGUAUCGGAUGGAUCUCAAACAGCAAUGAAAAAGACUCAUGAAAUGAAAGAAAAGCAAAGAAAGAUCCCCAAAGGAUAUGUAAACAAGGAAAUAAAGUUGGGAGGCAUUGGCCCGAGUUAUACAAUUAGUAAAGAAAAAAAAGAACAGUUACACAAUCAAAAGGAAUAUGCUAAAGCUAUACAAGAACGCAACAGAAAUACAACUGCAACUGUUCCAAAAGCUCCUGAAGUGCAGACAGAGAAAAGUGACAGAAAUAAAGGAGCACGGCACAAAGGUCUGGAUUAUGCAAAGAAUAUCCCAAAGCCACAACUUUUGCCUAAGCCUACUGACCAGAAGAAAGAAGAAACAGCCCCACAACCAAUAGUUCAUGAUCACUUUUCCUCCCAAAUAAAGUUGUUGGAAGAGCUGCAAAUGAGGCAUGAAAGAGAAAAGGUUGCAGUGGCAGCUUUGAGUGCUCUUCAUAUCCUUUAGUUGAUAAUUACUUAGAAAAUAGCCUGUGAAAUGUUAUGGCUAUUGUUCCAAUAUAACUAAACACAAAGUUUCCAUGGGUAGGAUGCACCUACUAAAGUCUUUUAACGUUAUUCUUUUAAACUUCUUUCUUUAUGAAUAACUGAAGGGCCUCCUUUCUCUGUAAACUGGGUUUUAUAUUGCAAAAGCAAAUGUAUGCAGAGUUUUACUCAAGAAUGAGUCUCCAUAAUUCUGGCACACCAUUCUGAACUGUAGCUUUAGCACCAUUACAUUUAGCCAAAAAGAUUUGCAAAUCCAACAAGCAGCUCCCUGUCCAUCUUUCAUUGGGUUAUCAGUCCCAGUGACCAAGGCUGUUUAAUGUGGGAGCUGCAAGUCAGGAUAAUUACAUACAGUACAUAACUACUUUAGCUUAAUUAUGUUAUCAGCUUAAACUGCUCUAUGGUGGUAUUGCCUUUUCAUUCUUCCAUUUUCCAAUGCAAAAAGGCAUAAUUACACUCUGCUUAUAACACUUUGAAAGCCUUAUAUUCCACUACCAAGCCAGUUUAAAUCUGAAUGUAUUAAUAUUGCUAAUGUUAUCAAAAUACCUCUGGUUUAAUGAUUACCUAAACUGCUGGCACUCUGUAGUUAUUCCUGAACUGCAGUUUCCUUGAGAUUCUGCCAACAACAGGCUAAAUGCAGUAUCAUAUGAAGUGAUGUAAUGCCACAUGACUUUAAUGUGAUGGAUACUCCUUAAAAGUGACAGUUUUUUUAUAACUUUUUUUAAAUGUUGCAUUUUUUAUUUUACUCUAUGACUGGAAAAAUUAAAUCUUUUCAGUUCAGAAUUCAGGAAAAUGUUUUUUGGGAGAUUUCGCAUUUAGUCGAAUGUAAAAAUGAUGGAUUCAAAUUGAAUUGUUCAGUGCAACCCUAGAAUAAAGUUGCUAUUAUACACUUUGCAUUGUAGCGAUAUAGAGUGUAACAGUUGUAAUGUUUGUCUAGUUUAUUUGAUGGAUUGUACAUUAAUAAAACUGUGACACAGUGUAAAACAUUGGUAUUCAGUAAUUUUGUGACUAAUUUUUGCCUACAGAGUAAUGGGCACAACUCUGCCUUUGAAAAGAUUCUAAUGCAACUUGGGUCUGAAAUCAGGACGAAUGGUUUUAUGUAGCAAAUAUUAAAAUAAAAUUGAUCCCACAGUCACAUUGAAUUAUAACAAGGACGUACAUGUUAACUGUUCUGUCUUUUGUACCCUUCUAUUCUGUAAAGCACUGCGUAAAUUGAUGGCGCUAUAUAAAUAAUAAUAAUAAUACUGUGUGAAUAAACAAAAUAUAUAAAAACUCAGAAUACAAAAGCCAUUUUUUAUCUAUUAAUUACUCAAAGUUACCUUGAAAGUGUCACAGAUAACAAAACACCUUGGAUGAAUCUUAUCCUGCAUAUCACUGAUGUUUAAAGGGACAAUCCACCAUUUUAAAAAAUGUUUAGUAUGGUAUAGAAUGUGGUAAUCUAAAGCUAACUGUACAUUGGCCAACAUUAGCUGCCAACUCGGCCACUCCAAGUGAGUGUCUUUUAUAUGUUAUUUCACACUAAUUGUAACUUGCCUUCUGCCGAACACGGUAAGUCAAUUUUUCUGCUAAAGGGCAAGCUAAUGCCACAAACAGCAUUUUUGAGUCCAGCAUAGUUUAACUGGCUGAAAAUCAUUUGUGGUACUCACUGACAUGAAUGGAAAGGGCAGGGUAGUACACUUGUGAACACUUUUUAGAAUGCACUGGUGCAUCAAGCCAAAAACUGCUCCCACUUGUGCUUCUUGGCUUAUUCUAUUCAAGUCAGUAAUAGGGGGGUGGGUUUAGAAGCAAAAUACUCUGCAUAAGUCAUUAGCCCAGUGCUAUCAGUUAGAACUUGAACAUGCAAUGUUAUUGCCUUCAAAACUGUUCAGAUGCCACCAGUUGUUUUGAUAGCCCUGAUUUAAUAUGUAUCAAACUUGCAUUAAAUAAACAAUUUGGAUGCUAA